GAUUGCUCUAAACUUUGCGUAGCAAAAAAGGGCCCGUUGCUCUUUCAGGUUGUUUAUAUUUAUGUAUGCGUUUGUGCUUGAUUUGAUCAACCAUCUCUCGCCCGUUUUGUCCCCUUUUUUCGUUCCCCACGUUUAAUUUUUUUUUUGCGUUCCUCGCGCAGAGUCGAAUUUUUUUUCGUGCCGACGCACUUUCCCCGCGUUUGGUUUUUUCUUCCUCAUCGCGCGUGUGCUUCCCUUUUUUCUCUCUUCUGCUUUUACACUUGUUUUUUUUGUCACCAAAAAAAUCAAUAGCUAUAUUUCACAUCUUGCUAAUCAGACAAUUUAAAAAAGUAUCCGUUUAUUUUCACACUAUUAGUAAGCUCCAAGCCUUCAGCAGCGUCUCCCAUUGUCAACCAUAUCUAACAUCUUUUAGCCAUGGGAAACACACAGAGCAACCUUCCCACAUACUACAACGCGGACCCCACGAAUGAUGCCUAUGCGCACUCGCUCACCGGCUACGUCGAUCUGGCCUCAGAGGCACUUGGGGCCAAGGUUGUCAGGGCCAGCAAUGAGCGGUUCGGGGCAGCCAGCAACCUGAUUAAGGCGCAGGAGCCUCAGUUGGCACAGAACACCAAGUGCAGCGCUGCAAAGGGUGAGUUUGAUGCCUGGGUGACGCGGCGGCACAACCCCGAGACUGACUGGGCAGUGAUCCGGUUGGGCAGCAUUGGCUCCGUUGCGGGCUUCAACAUUGACACGCGCGGUCUCGACGGCGAGCACGCAUCGCAGGUGUCCAUCCAGGGCUGCCUGGCGCCCGAGAACUCAGCUGUCGAUAACCGCGGUGAUAUCGAGGAUGUGAACUGGGAGGAGCUUCUGCCAGCUAUUGAGAUUGCGCCCAACUCGAAGCAUACUUUGGCGCUGUGGACCCCCACGGCCGCAGUAAACUUUGUGCGCAUCACUUUGCAUCCCGACGGCGGCGUCGCGCGGCUACGCAUCCUGGGCACUGUUGCGGUUAACCCGGAGGCCGUGGGAGAGACUGAUUUGGCCUCGGUCAAUGCCGGCGCUCGUGUCAUUAUGGCGAGCGAUGAGAAGUUGGGAGCCAAGGAGAACCUUAUUCUGCCCGGCCGUGCUACCGCGGAUUCGCCCGAGACCUUGGGCUGGAAGACACGCCGUAGCCGCUCGGAUGACCACACCGACUGGGCCAUUGUGCAGCUGGGCGAGCCCGGCUUCCUCACCCGCAUUGAGCUCGACACUGGUCUCUAUGACGGCGACCAACCAGCAGCUGCAUCCGUCCAGGCCUGCUACACCGAGAUGGCCAACCCUGAGCGCGACCCGCAGUGCUUCUGGUACCAGAUCGUGGCCCGCACCGAACUCAACGGAAGCAAGGUCCACAAGAUUGAUGUCUCGCUGAACGACGUUCCAUUCUCCCACAUUAAGCUGGUUGUUCACCCCGAUGGUGGUGUGAGCAGGCUGCGCGCUUACGGUCAGCGCGUCAAGGAGAUCGAGGAGGAGGCUGCACGGGAGGAGGCUGAGGCUGCUGCCGAGGCUGCACUUGCUGCCGAGAUUGGGCUUGACUCCGAGACGCCCUCUGCAGCAUCUGAAAACGAAGAGGCUACUGACGAGGCUGCUGAGCAGGCUGCUGAGGACCAGAAACAGGCGAAGGUUGUCGCUGAAGAAGUCAUCGUCGUGGAGAUUACUGAGUCUGAGACGGCUGCUGAUGAGACUGCCGCCGAUAUUGUUACUGCCGCUUUCAUUGAGGCUGAGGCCAUCUCCAGUGCUGCAGAAAGCACUACCAAGUCACUCAUUGAUGUCACUGUGACUGAGGUCCCCGUCGUUGCCGAGACCAGUGGUAACAACCAGGAGACGGUCAUAAGGUCCAAAAAGGCUGACAGGGUUGACAAGGCUGACAAGCAGGAUGUGCCAUCGACCCCGCCACGCAAAAAGCAGAACAAGUCCAGGAAGAACUCUGGGUCCGAGUCUGAAGUCCCGGCCAAAGAUCAGUUCUCUUCGCGUGCCGGUGAGCUGAUUCAGAGCCUGACCUCCCCCAUGCCCAUUAGAAAACGCGCCAACACUAGGUCGCGUGUCGAGGAGGAUACCGAUGAGGGAUCCACCAAUACUGUUGAUUCUCAGCCCAAGCGCCCACGCCGGAAGCCCAAGUCUCGCAACCAAACUGCCGCAAACUAAAAUAGGGAAGUUGUAGGCUUUUUAUCUCUUCCUCCCCCCCCUAUUUUUUCUCUAUAAUAUUUCAUUUUUUAUUUUUAUCCAUUUUUCAUUUCACUGAUAUAUCUCGCACAUUAGUGUCUAAAAGAUGUGAUAUUCAAUGAUAACAAAAUACAUGUAUUUGGGGUUUAAAAUGUCAAAGUACAUCAUUUGCAGAAAACCCACAAGCUGGUUAUUUGGUCACAAGCACGCUGUUGGUCAGACCGGUUUUUUUUCAAGUAAAAUUUUUUUUCCUUCCACUUUCG
Messenger RNA from Kickxella alabastrina, 2441 nucleotides. RefSeq names its product galactose-binding domain-like protein. Gene Ontology annotation, biological process: allantoin catabolic process. The coding region runs from base 415 to 2160 and encodes 581 amino acids. The record is from RefSeq and is a predicted model, not a curated record. Gene Ontology annotation, molecular function: allantoicase activity. NCBI's taxonomy places the organism in Eukaryota, Fungi, Kickxellomycota, Kickxellomycetes, Kickxellales, Kickxellaceae. The transcript is spliced from 2 exons.